AACUGUCGUAAACAUUCAGAUCGGAACACGGCAUGUUAGAAACGUGGGUCGACAGAUAUGAAUGUCUCAAAAAUAACGUAAUAUGAACGAAUUAAUUUCGAAAUAUGCUACUGCUUUCUCGGUUGGACAGUUCGGGGAUAUCUAUCAUUUAGUUUUCUUGCGCUAAAGCCGCUGACAUGUUUUUGGCAGCUUGUAGGAAGAGCUGGUCGAGCUGUGUUAAAGGACACACACACAGACUGACUGGCAGCACUGCUGCCACCUGCCACAAAACACCUGCAAACCUCUCGCUGAAAAACACUAACGUUACAUCACCUCUGCGAUGGCUGCAGAGACUGAAGAGAGCAGAUCUGGACCUUCACAGAGCUGACCCUCUCUGUAGAUCAAACCUACAGACACAUCCCUGGAGACUCAGCACUGCUUUCAGUCUCUACUGCACUGAAGCAUCUAGAAAACCAGGCUUGGGAGACAAAAAACCUGCUGAAAGGGAUGAAGAUCAAGCAGACGCUUCCUCUGAAGAACAUUUCCAGUUUAAAGAGCUGUAUGAGAAUCCAUGGACGAUCCCUAAUUACCUCUGUGUUGCCCGGAUCGUUCUGUCUCCUGUCCUGGGAUACUUAAUCAUGGAGCAGUACUUCCACGUCUCUCUGGGGCUUUUUGUUCUGGCCGGAGCUACAGACCUGUUGGACGGCUACAUCGCACGGAACUGGCCCAAUCAGAAGUCGGCUCUGGGCAGCGCUCUGGAUCCAUUGGCUGAUAAGAUUCUCAUCAGUGCUCUUUACAUCAGUCUGACAUAUGCACAACUCAUCCCAGCUCCACUGACAGCACUCAUCAUCUCCAGAGAUGUAGCACUGAUUGCUGCUGUUUUCUAUGUACGGUAUAAAACCGUACCACCUCCUGUAACACUCAGUAAAUUCUUCAACCCGUGUUACACCACUGCCCGGCUGAAACCAACACUCAUCAGCAAGAUGAACACGGGUGUGCAGUUGUUUCUGGUGGCGGCGUCUCUGGCUGCGCCGGUGUUUCACUACACUGACAGUGUUUUACUGCAGUCACUGUGGUACAUCACCGCUCUGACGACCGCAGCAUCCGCUUACAGUUAUUAUCAUUACGGUAAAAAGACCGUUGAGGUGCUGAACAAGACAAAGUAGUUGUACAGUCAUCUGAGAUUGAGCUUCGACCAAGACGUUUGGAUAAUCAGAAUCAGUCUUUAUGCAGAAUGGAAAUUGAUGCCCGGCUCUCACGGCUUUUGUAAUUGAGUCACUUUAGUCUGUGUGAAGACAAAAAUGAGUAAUAUUUUUGAUUAUAAUAUUAAAUCCAUGUGGUGUCACUUCUGAUCGUUAUAUGGUUUUGAUCUCAACAGGAAACUUUUUUUAAAAUCACUUUUAAUGAACUCUGGGUCAACUUUCAGAAUAAAAAUGGACAUCAAAAACA
Messenger RNA from Carassius gibelio (silver crucian carp), 1428 nucleotides. It is a transcript of the gene crls1, whose product is annotated as cardiolipin synthase 1. Gene Ontology annotation, cellular component: mitochondrion; membrane. The transcript has 7 exons. The record is from RefSeq and is a predicted model, not a curated record. Gene Ontology annotation, molecular function: cardiolipin synthase activity. Bases 177 to 1145 code for a protein of 322 amino acids. NCBI's taxonomy places the organism in Eukaryota, Metazoa, Chordata, Actinopteri, Cypriniformes, Cyprinidae. Gene Ontology annotation, biological process: cardiolipin biosynthetic process.